Molecule: messenger RNA, 2264 nt
Organism: Amborella trichopoda
Lineage: Eukaryota; Viridiplantae; Streptophyta; Magnoliopsida; Amborellales; Amborellaceae
Product: transducin family protein / WD-40 repeat family protein
Biological process (GO): proteasome-mediated ubiquitin-dependent protein catabolic process
Cellular component (GO): Cul4-RING E3 ubiquitin ligase complex
Molecular function (GO): protein binding
Source: RefSeq, a predicted model, not a curated record
ACAAUUAUUUUUGCUGCAAUGGCCGGUCCCGCGUUUCAUGGUGGCAGUCUAAGUGGCAGUCCGGCGUUUUGAAGAGGCAGUAUGGGCAUUUUGAAGUGAGCAAUCGAGGAAUGUAGACUUGCGAUCCGAUGUUUUUUUUUAUUGGAAUCCGAAAAUGAUUUGUUAAAAAAAGUUUGGGUAGGGUAAAGUGCGUAAAAAAUCUUGAGUUUUUUUCUUUUUAAUUUUGUAAAACAAAUGUGAGGGUCACUGAAGAUUCGGAUAAGGAGCCAUACCGAUUACGGUAUAAAAACUGGUUAAUGUUUCUGUAUUGAUGGUAAUAGAGCCCUACUAUAAUUCGAAUCUGCCAAAUUAAUUAUCAUGUGAGCCCCAUAUAACAUGGACAUGAUGGAUGGGGAAGAAUUUAUUGAUGAUUUGAACUAUGCAAGGAGCUCAAUUGAAAAGGAAUUUGAUAUCCAUGAUUGUGAUCGACCCACUCAACUGGGUCGUGGUACUCAAGCGCAUCUUGGACAAUUCCCUGUCCUUGACAAUGAAAUAGCACAUAGCAUCAAAGUUAGAUCCAAACCAAGUGACAUGAUAAGUAGGAUUACGCGUGCGAAGGCCAGCACCUAUGUUUCGACUGUAAAAAUGCUUCUUGGAAGGGAAUCUAAUUAUUCUGGAAAAGGGAGGUUCUCUUCAGCAGAUUGUUGCCAUGUACUUAGUAGAUAUGUUCCUGUUAAUGGCCCCUGGAUCAUUGACAAGACAGAAAGCAGGGCAUAUACUUCACAAUUUUCGGCUGAUGGUACCUUUUUCAUUACCGGGUUUCAGGAUAGGAACAUAAGAAUCUAUGAUGUCGAUAAUGGAUGGAAAGUUCAGAAGGAUAUCCGUGCGAAGAAUCUGUCUUGGACUAUUACUGAUACAUCCCUUUCCCCUGACCAACGUUUUCUUGUUUAUUCUAGCAUGUCACCUAUUGUUCAUAUUGUCAAUGUGGGGACUCCUGGAACACUGUCAAUUGCAAAUGUCAAUGAGAUUCAUGAAGAAUUAGACUUCUCUGGCAAUGCUGAUGGGGGGCGCCGAUUUUCAAUCUUCUCUGUCAAUUUUUCUUCUGAUGGGAGGAAGCUUGUAGCGGGAAGUAAUGAUCACUGCCUGUAUAUUUAUGAUAUGGAAGCAAAUAAACCCACAUUGCGAAUUUUAGCACACGAGGAUGAUGUAAAUACUGUAUCAUUUGCUGAUGAAAGCGGCAAUCUUAUAUAUUCUGGGAGUGAUGAUAGCUUUUGUAAGGUUUGGGACAUGCGUUGCACUUUAUCAGGAGACCGUCCAUCUGGGGUCUUGGUUGGGCAUUUAGAAGGCAUCACAUUCCUUGAUAGCCGCAGGGAUGGCCACUACUUUAUCUCAAAUGGUAAAGAUCAAACCACAAAACUCUGGGAUAUCCGGAAGAUGGCAUCCAGCAUCAGGCGGCCUUCAUCAUUGUGCAGCCGCCGAAGAAAAUUUUCUUACAGUGAGUGGGAUUACCGAUGGAUGGACUACCCUGCCCACAGGAAAGAUGUAAAACAUCCAAAUGAUCAAUCCGUGGCUACAUACAGAGGCCAUAGUGUCUUGCGCACCCUCAUACGAUGCUACUUUUCUCCGGCUUCCAGCACUGGUCAGAAGUACAUCUAUACAGGAUCCAAUGAUGGAUGCGUUUACAUAUAUGAUGUGAUAAGUGGAGCUCUGGUCGGAAAAACUGCAUAUCAUGAUACAACUGUAAGAGAUUGCAGCUGGCAUCCUCAUUUCCCUAUGCUAAUCAGUUCGGGAUGGGAUGGCAUAGUUGCCGGCUGGGAAAUUUCAGAGAGAGAUCAAAUGAAUCGAAAGAAGUCACAGCAUAAGAAAUAGAGGCUACUUAUCCCAUAUAUAUGGAGUUAGUUACAGGCAUUUGGGCAUGGGAGCUAUUGAUGGUUUAGAUAUCUCGGCAUUUCAUGGCUGGAGUUACAAAAGAAAAUCGUGACCAUCCUUUCAAAUUGUGCAUUUUCCUUGUGAUUUAUCUGGUGUACAUAGGUGGAGGAAUUACGUGAACUUGUAUGGGAGGAUCAAGAUUUGUAGAGGGUACAACUGCCUCUUAUGGUCCAUCUUUCACUUAUGUUGCUAUAAAUAUGAGGGGAUCGAGAUUCUAAAGGUUGCAACUGCUCCUUCUGUUCCAUCUUUUACUUGUGUUGCUACAAAUUAAAUAAAGUUUGAAUGUCCAAUAUGGCUAUGGAAUGAACAAUGCCUUUAAGGAAUGCAAUAAUACUACUUUGGUUAAUAGCUAGCCU